AUGCCUACCUCUGCCCAGAGUCGCGGAAUCGCGAGUUGGUAUGCUCGUAUGGUUGAUUUUAAGGUCGAGACACUAUUUUCGCGGAAGCGACCACCGGGACCUCCAAGGACUGUGUUCGUCAAUGAACUUCUUCCUGAAGACUACUUGGAUUCAAGGGGCCGCGUCAGACGUGAUCGGCGACACACGACCAACCAAGUCAUUACCUCAAAGUACACCCUCAUAACCUUCCUACCUCGCAAUCUGCUUGAGCAAUUUAGGCGCAUAGCGAACAUAUUUUUUCUUGGAAUUGCCAUCCUUCAAUUCUUUCCGAAAUUCAGGACGAUUACGCCUGGGGCCGUUAUCCUACCGUUGAUCGUCAUCCUCUCAAUUACAGCGCUGAAGGACGGGUACGAGGACUUCAAACGUCACCAGUCGGACAACAAGGUGAACAACAGCAAGGUCAGAGUGCUUUCUGGCGGCAGUUGGAUCAAUCCGAACGUCACAGAAGGCAAGAGCAAGACAUUCAUACGCGGAAUCCUUCCAAGACGUUCGGGCAAGGACGCUAACACGUCGAACGAAUUACAUCCAUCUGUGACCAGCCAUGACACUGAUCUCGAGGAAGACCCCGAGUAUACUGAAGGUUACACACCUGAGGAUCCGACUAAGCCUCACUGGAAGCAAACAAGCUGGGAAGACCUACGUGUAGGAGACUUUGUCAAGAUCAUGGACAAUGAGUCCUUCCCAGCCGACAUUCUUAUCUGCGCGACAUCAGAGGAUGAGAACGUAGCCUUCGUCGAGACAAAGAACCUGGACGGAGAGACCAACCUCAAGUCUCGACGUGCAGUGUCGUCCUUGACGGGGCUGCGUAAUGCAAGGACAUGUGCCGAUCCACAGAAUGCGUUCCGCAUUCAUUGUGAACGUCCAGCCAUCGACAUGUAUAGGCUGAACGCCAACGUUGUUGUCAAUGGAUCAACUCAUCCCGUCGACCUAUCCACAACUUUUCUUCGUGGCACGGUCUUGAGGAAUACUAGAUGGGCUAUUGGAGUUGUUCUCUUCACAGGGCUUGAUUCAAAGAUUGUCAUGAACUCCGGUGGAACGCCCAGCAAACGAAGCAAAGUUGAGAGGCAAAUGAACCCACAAGUCUUUAUCAAUCUCAUUCUUUUAGCCGUGAUGUCCGUUGUUUGUGCCAUUGCGGAUUCAUCCCUCGAAAAGCAGUAUUAUCCUUUGGGUGCUCCGUGGCUUUAUGGGGCUGAUUUACCGGAUGAUAACCCAAGGAUAAACGGUCUCAUCACUUGGGCAUUCGCUCUUCUGACCUUUCAGGACAUCGUUCCGAUAUCGCUCUACAUUUCCAUCGAAGUAGUUCGCACCUUGCAAGCUGCUUUUAUCUACUACGACUAUGAUAUCUACUACAAGAAGACAAAGCAAGCUACUCAAGCUAGAUCGUGGAAUCUCUCAGACGACCUUGGACAGAUAGAGUACAUAUUCUCAGACAAGACCGGUACUUUGACCCAGAACUCAAUGGUGUUCAGAAUGUGUUCAAUUGGAGGAAAGGCAUACAGAGGUGAUAGCCCAUCAACGGCAGGGGAAGACGGGAAGGACGACGUAAAACCAUUGUCAAACCUCGAGGAUCUCGCCAAGCUGGAGGUGCACGUCGAUUUGGUUCAGGCUCAAAACCGUCCAAGUAGUUCGACACUCCAUCUGGGACUUGGAUCAAGCCCCGAAAUUGUCCAUCCUGUAUCUGAAGGCACGCCGACGUUCAUUGAUUCCGUUCUCCUCGAGGACAUUCAAGAUACUGCAGUCAACUCUCAGCCCUCCGCCUUCUCGUCAAACAUCAACAAUUUCUUCACGGUUCUCUCUUUAUGCCACACAGCCCUAGCAGCCACCAACCCCCAAACUGGUGCCAUUGAGUACAAGGCUCAAUCACCCGACGAAGCUGCCCUAGUCAAAGCUGCUGCGGACGCUGGAUUCGCCUUCCUCGGUAAAGACAAGGAGGUUCUAUCGCUUUGGACGCCGAGAUCAGCGGACAUCGAGAGAUACGAGCUUUUGGAUAUCCUGGAGUUUACGAGUGCACGGAAGAGGAUGAGCGUAGUGCUGCGAAGACUUAACGCCGAAAGCAACGAUUUGUUGUUGCUGACGAAAGGUGCUGAUAAUGUCAUCUUUGAACGACUUCAACUUGGAGAAGAGGCAAUGAAGCAGGAGACGGAGAGACACUUGAGCGAGUUCGCGAACAGUGGGUUGAGGACGUUGACUUUGGCGUAUCGCAUGAUUCCAGCUGAUGAAUACGAAGCAUGGAGCAAACGGUACCAAGAAGCCGGCAUUGCUCUGGAAGGCCGAGAAGACCAAGUCGAGCAAGUCUCAAACGAAUUGGAGCAGGGACUGCAUCUCCUUGGUGCCACGGCGAUCGAAGAUCGCUUGCAAGACGGUGUUCCAGAGACUAUCGAAGACCUCAAGAAAGCUGGCAUCAAGAUAUGGGUUGCAACUGGCGACAAACUGGAGACAGCUAUUGCGAUUGGCCGCAGUACAAAUUUGAUCGCCUCAGAUUCGAACAUUAUCAUUGUACGUGGCGCGUCCCGACGGCCUGUCCAGGCGCAAAUGGUCAACGCACUCGAUCGAUUCUUCCCCGAACACGCCACCGCAGGGCACCACACAGAUCUAAAAACCUCGACAGAAGGAAUCAUACCUCUUCAACGAAUAAACACUGGGGUGUCUUCUAUUGUCGGACCGGAGAACGGAGAACGUCCUGGUGGCUUUGUUCUCGUUGUGGACGGUGCCGCCUUAUUGGAGGGUUUUGCUGAUGAAGAGAACAAGUCUAUCCUUCUUCGACUCGCCGUCCUCUGCGAUGGUGUGAUCUGCUGUCGGGUCUCGCCCCUUCAGAAGGCGCUCAUCGUCAGGCUUGUCAAGGAUGGGCUAGGUGCCAUGACCCUGGCCAUCGGCGACGGUGCAAACGACGUUAGCAUGAUCCAGGCUGCUGAUGUCGGGAUUGGGAUUUCAGGAGAAGAAGGAAUGCAAGCCGUCAAUUCAUCAGAUUAUGCUAUAGCCCAGUUCCGCUUUCUCAAGAAGCUGCUUCUGGUGCACGGCCAUUGGUCGUAUGCACGCAAUGGAGUGAUGCUUCUAAACUUUUUCUACAAAAACAUUGUUUCUGUGGGCGUGUUGUGGUGGUUCCAAAUAUACGAUGCAUGGAGUGCCUACCACGUCUUUGACUAUGUCUACGUUCUGUUCUGGAAUUCUCUGUUUACGGUAGCAGCUGUCGUGGGCAUCGGAUUGUUUGAUCGAUUCCUUGACUCUCACACCUUGAUGCAGGUGCCAGAACUGUACCGCUACGGCCGCGAAGGGCACUGGUUCGGGCUUCGCAACUUCACUGUCUAUAUGAUAGAUGGAGUGAUGCAGUCCGCCGUUAUCUAUUUCCUUAUUUUAUAUACGUAUAUGUCACCCACGGCACGAGAGGAUGGAUAUGACGUGUAUUUGUACGAGUUCUCGACGGUCAUGGCAAUCUCCGCUGUUCUUGUGGCAAAUCUUUUCACAGGUUUCAACGCAACUGCAUGGACAUGGUGGCUAUUUUUCGCUGUUCUCAUCGGUAUAAUUGUGCAAUGGGUUUUUACUGUAAUUUAUUCGCUUAUCUCGCCAAACUAUGCUGUCACGAAACUUUACGGAAACAACUACUACCUCUUUCAUUCAGCCUAUUUCUGGCUAUCUCUCCCCCUGACAAUCAUCGUCGCUCUUGCACCGCGGUACCUCUGGAAAGCUUGGAAGUUUGGGUUCAAUCCAGGAGACCUCGAGAUCUUCCAACUUCUCCAGAAAAAGUACCCCGACAGAGACCUUUCCUCUUUCUCUCGCCCACGUCAGCCACUCUCCAAUCCCUCAGGAUCACAAGGACAGUCGUUGAUGGCAUCAAGACGAAGUAGCGUGACCUCGCUGGGUCGACGACCCAUUCGGCCGUCUGUGGACGUUCGCUCGCCCAGCCGGACCGACAUGGCCACUGGAAUCACCUCUGUCGAUCGAGGUUUUGAUUUUGCCACUGAGGAGCAUGGGGUGGAGAUGCAGCGUGUCAAAUCAAAUCUAUCUGAACGGAAGAUGAAUAAGCGCAAAUGGGCCUCACGGACUCCAUCGAGCAAAGGGAAGAGCGCUCUCUCCUCGCUAUCGAGAGCCUUUUCGAGGAAGCCCACGUCACCACCAACGAAACCGCCGGAAUAG
Messenger RNA from Cyclocybe aegerita, 4170 nucleotides. Lineage: Eukaryota; Fungi; Basidiomycota; Agaricomycetes; Agaricales; Hemipholiotaceae. The record is from the annotation of a GenBank genome assembly.